AUGGAGCUCUGUUUGGAAACAAGAUACAAUAUCCAAGAUUUGAUUCUCUACUCAUCAAUGGGGCUCGACCUCAUGACCUGCGAUGAUUUGCUCUUCUGUGAGCCGGAAGGCAAGAUCACUCAGUUCAGUGACAUGUCUGAGGGGAACAGUUAUUCCAAUGGCGGAACCGAUGUAAGUGACAUUAGUUCAUGCUGUACAGAGGCUUAUCAGCAGGGCUUCCUAAAUUCUGAGGAUGCUAAUAAUUUCAUGGAUUUUGCCUUGGAUUUCGAAGAUCCAAUACUAGCAGAGCCUGUAGAAUUACUUGAAACUCCUCAAGUAAUUCUUCCCUGGCAAAUUCUUGACGAAGCAGAGAGCAGCAGAUUUACCGUGGAAAAUCUGUUGAAAGCCUGGGCCGAGGCUCUGGAAAGGGAGGCGUGGGAAUUGCUCAAAGUCAUUAGCAAUCGUCUUCAACGGAGGGUUUCGGUUACCGGAACUCACUGGGAGAGAGCUGCGUACUAUUUUGUUAACAGUCUGAGUCCUCCGGAGGCGCCGGGACGUGCAGGACACAGACUAAUGGAAGAGAUUUGUAAAGAGGCCUCUGCAACGGCGUUUCAGGCUCUUUACGAACUCUUCCCUUACGCAAGGUUCGCUCAUUUUACGGCGAACCAGAGCAUCCUGGAGUGUUUUGCCUCCAGCAAUUCGAGGAAAAUUCACAUCGUUGAUUUUGAUGUGAGGGAGGGUUUGCAGUGGCCGUCAUUAAUGGAAGCUCUGGCCGCUCAGAGCGGGAAAAGAUCGUUGCAACUGCUUCGCAUAACGGCCGUGAAAUGGGAGGACGACGCUGGCGUGGGAUUCAAAGCGGCGAGAGCGACUCCUCGCAGGCUUUCCGGCGCCGCUGCUGCCCUCGGAAUUCCCUUCUUGUACGAAGAAAUCAGAUUACAGGACCUCCGGCAACGUCUUCUUUGGGAGGAGCCUGAUUUUUGCCUAGUAUUCAAUAUGAUGCUCGAUUUGCCACAUAUGCCGUGCCAGCGAAGCGAAGAGGAAGCGCUCAAGUUUCUGUCACUGACCCGCCAUUUGCCCCUCCCACCGGCAAUUCUGACGUCAGCAUCGCCGGUUAUCCACAAUGGCCACGUUAUCGACACGGUGGACUACUUCUGCGCCAUGCUGGAAUCUCUGGAAUUCGGUCUGCCCGGCGAGGGCUUGGCAAUGGCCACACGUGUGAUGGAGCACAUCUUCAUCGCUCCCAAGAUCAGGUCAAGGGUUUCGUCUUCGCACGGCAAAGGAUUAAUGGAGGACAAGCUACGGCAACUUCCCAGUCAGUGUGGAUUCAGCGACGCAGGCAUUGAGACGAGCGAAGAGAAAAUGGCGCAGGCCUGGGAGGUGGUCGGAUUGAACAGAGGAUCGCAGAAUUACACAGUAGAAAACUACAAGAAUGAAAUUAUUCUGAAAUGGCGCAAUAGGCCUCUAGUGUCUUCUUCCGCCUGGAGAUGUUUUGUAUAA
Cryptomeria japonica (Japanese cedar) is the source of this 1476-nucleotide messenger RNA. RefSeq names its product protein NODULATION SIGNALING PATHWAY 2. The record is from RefSeq and is a predicted model, not a curated record. The coding region runs from base 1 to 1476 and encodes 491 amino acids. The transcript has a single exon. Gene Ontology annotation, biological process: regulation of DNA-templated transcription. Gene Ontology annotation, molecular function: sequence-specific DNA binding; DNA-binding transcription factor activity. NCBI's taxonomy places the organism in Eukaryota, Viridiplantae, Streptophyta, Pinopsida, Cupressales, Cupressaceae. Gene Ontology annotation, cellular component: nucleus.